Molecule: messenger RNA, 1974 nt
Organism: Pichia kudriavzevii
Lineage: Eukaryota; Fungi; Ascomycota; Pichiomycetes; Pichiales; Pichiaceae
Exons: 1
Coding region: 1-1974 (657 amino acids)
Biological process (GO): mRNA 5'-splice site recognition; RNA processing
Cellular component (GO): commitment complex; U1 snRNP; U2-type prespliceosome
Molecular function (GO): protein binding
Source: RefSeq, a predicted model, not a curated record
AUGUCUGACAACUCGUUACUACACAAUUUUCCUCAAUGGGAGAAAUUGCUGGGAAAGUUGGAGGACGACCCUUUCAGUGAUAUCUUUUGGAAUGAAUUGAUUAUGCAUCAUGAAAAGUUAGCUAACGAACAUGCUGAUUUAUUGAGGUCUAGAAAAGAGCUGAGGUUGUUGAUGUAUUCCGAUUUUGAUAGAUUACUCACCAAGUACCCCUAUUACGCCAAAUAUUGGACUAGAUACACAAAGAUAGUUAAACUACUAGAAGGUGUGCUGCCUUCAAUCGAGAUUUUGAAACGAGCAACUGUUGUUUUCCCGCAUUCACUUGAACUUUGGGUGGAUUAUUUGGUUAACUUGCUCACCAACAGAGUCAAGUCUGAUGACGAAAUCCAAAAGCUUCUUGAACACGCUGAAGAUAAAGUAGGGUUUCAUUUUUUAGCUCACGAUUUUUGGGAUAUCUAUCUCAAGUGGGCAAAAUCUAGAUUUGGUCAAAAUUCGAUUGAGUAUGUCAAGGUAUUAACUAAAGUGAUAAAAAUUCCAUUGCACCAGUAUGCCAAAUAUAAUGAAGAGUUUCAAAAAUUGUCACAAUAUUUCGCAGUUCUGGAUUUAGUAAGUAAGGAAGAAUUAAUAUUAUAUAUCGAAGGAAAGAAGACGAAAGAUGUGAUAAGCAACUACGAUGACUACAUAGAAAUGAACUCGCAAGAUUUAGUAAAGGAUUAUUUUGGAGACCUGCUUAAGGAGGUGCAGAUCAGAUCUCAGGAGAAAUGGAAAUUUGAGAGUAUAGUUAGAACGUCAUUUACAUUGAGUAUGGUUACAAAUGAAGAACUUGUUAAUUGGAACAAAUAUUUAGAUUAUGAGGAAGCAUACCAUAGCAAGAUGCCAAAUUCUAACGAAAAGGAGCUAAUAUCGUUAUAUGAACGGGCGUUGAUUCCAACGUGUUUGACCAGUGAUAUAUGGAUUCGCUAUAACAGAUAUCUCAUUCAGAAUAACGGCCAGAGAAACCACAUAAUAGCAAAUUUCAAUAAAGCCUGUGAUCAUUUUGUACCGUUGGAUUCAAAGGAUAUCCGGUACAUGUAUAUCAGGUAUAUGGAAUUAAAGGAGAAGAAUAUUGAGAGCUGCAAAAGUAUUUAUGUUUCAACCAUCGAAAAAUUGCCAAACGAUUCCGAACUAAUAGAUCAUUAUCUAGAGUUCCUGAUAAACCAUGAGUCCAAGGAGAAUCAGAGGACGCUUAUCGACGAUUUAAUAAAAUGUGCUCAUCUAUUCAACAAGGAAUAUGGUUCUGAUAACCAUUUAGACAAAAAGAGAAAACCUACCCACAAUUCGGCCAAAAACAACCUGGAGAUAAACUCGCCAGAGAUUCGACACCUUAAAGGUUUGAUCAAUUUUUGGACGGCUGGACAAUUAAUUGUCAAUGCAUGUAAAUACAUGUGGUUUGUCGACAAAGAUAUCCGACGUACAAGAGACACCUUUAUGUCAUUUUUGAACACGGAGGCUGUGAAAAGCAGUAAACCAUAUUGGUUUAUGGCAUUCAAGUUCGAGCUAUCGCAGAGAAACAAAAAGAAUCUGACUCACAUCAUACAACAAGUUCGGUCAUAUUCCACUUUGAGUAUAUCAGCCAUUAAUUUGCUAUUAACAGAAUAUACUGCUUUUAUGCUGAAAAACCUGUCUGCGUCUGAACUUAAGCAGUUUGAUCGAGAUUUGUACAAAAAUAUUAUUGAAACAGACUUUCAGUCGUCUACACAUAUGAAGACGUACUUGAAAACCAGAUUAGCUGGUGGUUCUGAUUCUGAAAUAAUUGAUAAACGAUUACUCAGGGAGAACGGCCAUCCUGCCGCAACCUCAGAAGGAAGACCUCAGAUAAUAAACUCUAUAUUACUGACUGAGGUUACCAAAUCAGAAAACGACCCUUACCCGCUGCCACGUUUCAGGAAUGUGGAAAAGGCGGGUUUGAAUGUAAAACAUAUUCAUGAAUCUCUGUAA